AUGCCCAGCCAGCCAGCCACGCAGCAAAGGCCUCAAGCCCCGGAUCGAGCUACAGAUGGUCUUCGUUUCACCACCACCCACGGCUUCGUUCCCACGCCGCCCGAAGCCGAGUCCUAUGCAGUUCGAGGAGCAAACCAGUAUCAGCACAGCCGCACUGAUUCACAGGCCCGUCUCAUAACACCUACGAUCUCAGACUGGGCUAGGACGCCGCGCUCACCACCGCCGUAUAUUUCUGGUCUUCCGCGACUCAAGAAGUGGUGGCAAUGGCGCCCAGCAUGGGUGAUGUAUAUAUUCCUACUCUUCGGGUUCUGCUGUGCCCUCGGCCACCACUUGUUCUACGCGUCCCUUCACGGCCGGAUUGCCGACAAUCAGCUCGCCAUGCUGCGCUACGGAACCAUCCUGUCAUUCGCUGCAAAGGCUGGCUUUGUGGCCGCGGUCGUUACUGCAUUUCGACAACGCCUCUGGGUGACCGUACGGAAUAAACUUCUGAGCGUCGGUGCGUUGGACUCACUAUUUGCGGCCACGGAUGAUCUAUCCGCUCUAUGGAAUAUCGAGGUCUAUCAGAAAGCUCGGCUGGCGAUGCUUCUGGCCGCAUUGGUGUGGCUUACCCCACUGGUUAUAAUUCUCACCAGCAAUACUCUGCUGGUGGAGUUGGUUGAGAACGUGAAUCCGACCUUGUGCCCAGGAGUCAGGACGCUGAACUUCUCAGGCGACGAGUUGGAGGACUUUCGAAAACCCACGACGAUCGAUGGACUUUUCGGGCUUGCGAUCAACUAUUGGAACAGCACCUCCAUCAACCAAAGUGCGCCGGAGUGGUAUGAUUACUACACCGGGCCGAGUGAUCUUUUCCAGGCCACUGCGAGCCUGGGUAUAUUCUCACAUCAGGUAAUAGGCGCGAAGAAUUCCUCGCUUGACAUAUGUGGCUCCGGAUGGAACUGCACAUACACCGUCAACUUCGUGGCCCCUGGAUACAAAUGCACGGAGCAGGCCAGCGGCGUGGGGGCACAGGUCCGCGACCUCGGUGCCCACAAGGCACCCUUUGGAACCGAUGUGCUCCUUCCAGCGGGAAAUUUCAGCUACAUCGCAUAUACCAGCGGAGGUGACUAUGCCACGGCGCAACUGAAAGACGUAUGGCCUGGCGGCAUGCCUAAGAACAUGACGCCGCCUUUUCCACCAAAUCUCGGCGUCUUUCGUACAGAACCAUUGCUUUGGGUUGGAUACGCCGUACGGGUCAACCCUGGCGAGACCCCCAACAACAACACGAUCCCAGGCUGGGACAGCGCUUUCGUACCUAAGAUUUUUGCUUGCGAGAACUACGAAACUGCGUACACCGUUGAUUUCAAGUAUGAAGGGCAGGAUCAGUUCACGACGGUCACGAAGCGCGAUUUCCUUUAUCCUGUCUUGGACACAGCCUUUGUGCCUGGGAAGGAUGCGAACGAUGGGACCAACGACAACACAACGGCAACACCUGAAAACAACUAUGUCCGACCCUAUCCCAUGAGCGACAUGUCCACUGUCAGGCGGUAUCGCCGGGUCGCAACUUUCCAUUCUAUCGGCUUGAUGCUCCGCAAUGUUAUCAAUGGGACAAUGACCUCAAAUCCAAUAUCGAACCCGGUCACCAAUACCAAGGCCCUCCAGACAAAGCUUCUCGACCCCCGGCAGCAAUUCUUCCCGUAUACCAACCUGCAGGGCCUAGUGCAAGAGCUCUUUGAGGACAUAAUCUUGACCCUCUUCUCUAAUUACCGCCUCGUCUCCCUGGUCUGGGCUGCCAAACCUUGGGAGACCACAGGCGAUCUCAAGGGAAACGACACCACCCUGUACCCAUGCACAAAGUCGAGGUGGGAGAACAGGUUCAAGUAUAUCGCUCGGGACUUGUGGAUAGUCUACAGCUGCGCAUUCCUGUGUGCUGUUGUUGCGGUAGUCCUGGGGACAGCUGCCGUGCUCUCUAACGAAGGGCGCUUGUAUGACACGCGGUUCUCGAGCAUAGUAGCCGCAACCCGCGGCCCAGCUUUGGAAAAGGUCAUGUGGAAGGAAGACCGAGGCGACCUGCCCCCAGACGUUAGGAACCUGAGGGUUGGUUAUGGCCUGAUCCAUCGGGCAAGUACCCUUGGCGUUGUGGUUGACGACACGAGAUACCCAGAGCGAGGUGUAUGGGAGGGCGGUGAGAUCCGGUAUGGGUUUGGCCUCGAAGGGGACGUGAGGCAGCUCCGGAACGAGGGAAGUCUGUUCCGCGCACGUUCGUGA
Messenger RNA from Neoarthrinium moseri, 2244 nucleotides. RefSeq lists its product as uncharacterized. Lineage: Eukaryota; Fungi; Ascomycota; Sordariomycetes; Amphisphaeriales; Apiosporaceae. The record is from RefSeq and is a predicted model, not a curated record. The transcript has 3 exons. Bases 1 to 2244 code for a protein of 747 amino acids.